Messenger RNA from Manis pentadactyla (Chinese pangolin), 6607 nucleotides. RefSeq names its product translocation associated membrane protein 2 (gene TRAM2). The transcript is spliced from 11 exons. Gene Ontology annotation, cellular component: endoplasmic reticulum membrane. Bases 335 to 1402 code for a protein of 355 amino acids. The record is from RefSeq and is a predicted model, not a curated record. NCBI's taxonomy places the organism in Eukaryota, Metazoa, Chordata, Mammalia, Pholidota, Manidae. Gene Ontology annotation, biological process: SRP-dependent cotranslational protein targeting to membrane, translocation; protein insertion into ER membrane.
GGCGGGCGGAGGAAGGGGGCGGGCCUCCGAAGUUGUUGGACGCUAGGCCGGCGGGCCCGAGGGCGAGCGGGCUGCGGGCCGGCGGGCAGACCGGGCCGGGGCUGGAGAAGUUCGCGCGGCGGCUCGUGAGCGCAGGGUGCGGGCCCCGCCGGCCGUUGCGCGCCCGCUGCCAUGGCCUUCCGCAGGAGGACGAAAAGUUACCCGCUCUUCAGCCAGGAGUUCGUCAUCCACAACCAUGCGGACAUCGGCUUCUGCCUGGUGCUCUGCGUCCUCAUCGGGCUGAUGUUCGAGGUCACCGCCAAGACUGCCUUCCUAUUUAUUUUACCUCAGUAUAAUGUUAGUGUGCCUACAGCAGGGCUGCAGCAAAAGGGAAUCAUUUGAUGGCACGUGGUGCUCCAGCUGUCCUCUCAGUUUUGGGUCCCAGAGCCUUCCCUCAGCCCAGGGCGCUGAUGUGGCACUCACCACCCCCACAGACAGCGAGGCCGUGCGCUACCACUACGGGCCGAAGGACCUGGCCACCGUCUCAUUCUACAUCUUCAUCGCCGUCAUCUUGCACGCUGUGGUUCAGGAGUACAUUUUAGAUAAAAUCAGCAAACGGCUUCAUCUCUCCAAGGUCAAACAUAGCAAGUUCAACGAGUCUGGACAGCUAGUCGUCUUUCAUCUCAGCUCGGUGGUGUGGUGCUUCUACGUGGUGGUCACGGAAGGGUAUUUAACAAACCCACGAAGCCUCUGGGAAGACUACCCCCACGUGUACCUCCCCUUCCAGGUGAAGUUUUUCUACCUGUGCCAGCUGGCCUACUGGCUGCACGCGCUUCCCGAGCUGUACUUCCAGAAGGUACGGAAGGAGGAAAUUCCCCGCCAGCUCCUGUACAUUUGCCUGUACCUGGUCCACAUCGCUGGAGCAUACCUCUUAAACUUGAGCCGCCUGGGCCUGAUCUUGCUGCUCCUGCAAUACUCAACUGAGCUCCUCUUCUACACGGCUCGACUUUUCUACUUUGCAGACGAGAACAACGAGAAGCUGUUUAAUGCCUGGGCUGCUGUCUUUGGGGUCACCCGGCUCUUCAUCCUCACCCUCGCCGUGCUGGCUGUUGGCUUUGGACUUUCUCACGUGGAAAACCAGGCGUUCGACCCAGAAAAAGGAAACUUCAAUACCUUACUUUUCAGGCUCUGUGUGCUGCUGCUCGUGUGUGCUGCCCAAGCCUGGCUCAUGUGGCGCUUCAUCCACUCCCAGCUGCGGCACUGGCGGGAGCACUGGAAUGAGCAGAGUGCCAAGCGGAGAGCCCCAGUUGCCCCCAGACUACCAGCCCGGCUCCUCAAGAGGGACUCUGGUUACCAUGAAAAUGGAGUGGUGAAAGCAGAGAAUGGAACCUCCCCACGGACUAAGAAACUCAAAUCUCCUUAAGGCCAAAGUGCUGAGAACAGGAGUCCCCCCGUGGGGCCCACAGGGAGGCGGGGAGCCCAGGCCUCCAUCACAGCCUCCCCUUCCUGCUCGUGACACCCCAUCUUAGACAGCAGGAGCCUGUCUUUAAACGGGGCUUUUCUUUUCCUUAUUUCUAGGCUUUCUCUUCUUCUUCCAUAAACCAUUCUCAAUAAAACCAAAAAUCUUUCUCUUUCUCUCCCUCAAGCCACCUCCUGUCCUCACCUCUGUUGUGUUGGGUUUUCUAGAAGCCCAGGUUCUCGUGGUUAUCGUUCAGCUUACUUCCCCUUUCUCUUCCUCCAUGGCUGCUGCUUUCUCCUUUUACUUCUUGUACCAUAUUGUGCAGUUUCUCUGUGUCUGGUUUUUACACUGAGAGGGAAUUAAAGUUGCAGUCCUGGCCAUCCAGCACCCAGCGUCCGUCCCCAGGACCUGUCAGAGUCUAGAAGCCUCGUGCCAAGGAGCCCUUGACUGGGGCUGGUAGCAGGCCCCCCGGUGGUCCUAUGUGGAUGGGCAAGAAGACGAGAGACCCGCCCCCUUGGAUCAUAAUCUCCUAGGUGCUGACUAACUGAUGAGAUGUAUGAUUCCAACUUGGCAUGCACCAUCUCGAGGCCCGGCAGCAGCCCUGCCGGCUGUAAAUGCCAAGGCGUUUGGCUUCGGGACUUCAUGACUCGGUCCAGAAGGAUGGUGUUAACUGUGUUGAGUCCCAUGACUCAAGGCAGCUUAUCAGUGGCUGGUCCUGGGUUGGAGACUGGCCUGCGCUUGCUCUGUUGGGGAAGUGCUGAAGGAGGACCAGUCUUCCCACUCUGGAGCACAGAGCAGAGGUCCUGAGCAGGAGGCUCUUCCGGAAAGGGAACAGUGGCUGAGGUGCAGGGACAGUCGACCUAGGCCUUUCGUCAGCAGCGCCGACUGCAGUUGCUUUCCAGCCAUUCACCAGCAUUCAGAACCGAUUCAACAGUCAACAGACCAGCCUGGCGUUUGCUGGCCCCAGUCCCCAGACUGAGGCAGCCCUGUCGGGGGCCAGCCUAGCUCCCUACAGGAACACCAGGCCCCCACCUGGGAGGGUCACCUGGGCCACUCAACCACUGGCCGCACUUGCUGAGUGUCCUUUGGAAUUGUCAUUGUCAUCACUGAUGUUUGUUGAGCACACCUACAGCGUGUUAGACUGUGGGAAACCAAGACUGUCUCAGUCACUCUGCUAGUUAGGUGCGCAGACACAGCUUUGCUGACUGGAGGAUUCUGUCCCACCCCUCAUGUAUUCUUAACCCUCUCCUCCACCCAGAGGCAAGGCUUCCAGGUCCUGUGGUGCCUUGUAACGGGAGUUGGACUUUCAGAGGUCCCCACAGGGGCUCCUGAGCUCUGUGCUGAGGGCGUGGGCACGGAAACAUUAGGGUCCUUCGAUGUGCUGGUCCUCUCUCUGACAUCACCGUAGAAGCCAAACUUUGGAUUAUUAUCCAGAAAGGGGGAAAUGGGUCUUUUCAUCAAGGCAGCUCUCCUCUGGGUCAUUUGCAUCAGAGAGAAAUUGUAAUUUCCGGUGACAGAGGGGUUUGUUUCCUAACAUCAUUGCACACCCUCAGCUUUCUGUCCAGGAUAAGGUUGCAAAAAUGGGGAGAAGUGCCCUCAGCUUCUGAAAACCCUUAGGAGGUGGGACAGCAUUUUUGAAAAUACGCAUUUCUCCCAUCCUUCUCUGACAUUUCUCUGGUUUGCAAAGCAGAAUGUUGGUGAAAGGGUGGCUGGGUGUCAGCCUGACAGAGUUGAUCCCGAAGUCCUGAGCCAUUUCGGUCAGCAUCCCUGCCGUGGCUCCAGUUGGGUCAGUGCCCCACCUUGCCUGGUGACCGUUGAUGAAGAGGGCGUUCAGUACGGGGCCUCCAUCUACCUUGCCACCCUUCCCUGUCCUCUGCAGGCUGUGUCCCGGACACCCAGCCCUGCUUCUGCGGGAGGCUGCUCCCCAGCAAGCCUGUGGGACUUGCGGGUCCUGCUGGCCAGGGGGGUGGGAGGGCAGCCUGCCUGCCAGUGUCACGGGUGUUCUAGGGGUUCGUUGCCAGCAACCACAUGGCUUCAUGUUCUCUAAGUCUCCUGCAAGCUGGCGCCAUGGGGUUCUCUGAGGUGGUGCCACUAACCCAGUGGCCAGGCUGACUUGGGCUGUCCCCAGAGGACACGGUUGUUUAGUGAUGAGAGUAAAACCCUUUCUGCUGUGUAGAAACCCCUGAGCCCACGAGUAAGGCUAACAUCUCACCAGCUGGGCUUCAGGAACGAUUUGAGGGGAGGGGCGGUGUGCUUUCUCACCCAACUGGCAUCCCGGCACGUUUAUUUCAGAGCAGAGCCAAGGCUCCGGCAGGCUGGCUCACGGCGCGUUGCCAGAGGCAGAAAGCACUCAGUUCUACUUCAUCCUGCGAGCUUGUUGGGUUGGCUCAUCCUGAAGUGGCCACCUUGGCUGUCUUCUUUGGUCUUAAACCCUCUCUCCUAUUCCCAAAGUGCCAUGCUAUCUGUGAAGGUCCCGCCAGACACCUGCAAGUUCGAGAGGCCAGGUCAGCAGCGUCCCCCGAGAGCAGGAGAGCAGAUGCUAAUCUACCUCAGCCAGUGUCUCAACACGUCUGGCUCUGGCGUGGGGUAGCCCAGGGGAUGGCGGUGUCAGGACAGGAGGGCCGUGCCCACGGGUGGGAGGUCCCAGGGCUACGCAUUCCCUGCUGGAGUUCAGGAGGAAGAAGUUAUUUUUACCACCCAGGCUCUGAUGGCUGCACUAUUAUUAGGUUUCAUGUGUUCCUCUUGGAGGUAGGGGAAGUUCUGGAGGAAAGGGGAGCAGGCUGGGCCCGGAGAGCCGCUUCUAGUCAGUUCUAACCAUGUGUGUGUCUGGGCCCCCAGACAGAUUGUUGCUGAGAGUCUUCUCCAUUUCUGUCCCAAGGCCGAAUUUACCAGUGUUUCAGAAACCAAAAUUCAUCCGUAUUUGGGCCUCCUUGGCAGAUUCUUCUCUUGACUCGAAUUCCUCAGACCCUAAAAGCCCUGCAGCCUGGGCUCGGUGUUCCAGGGUGUGUGCUGCUGGGUUUUCUCUGGAGGACCUUCUUCCCCAGUGCCCUCUGACCCUUUUUCUGUCCCUUCAGUGAGAGGCAGGGACAGAGAGUGCACCCCUCCCAAGAUUUCCCAAACAGAAAAUGCUAGUUUCCUUAUGCCUUUCUACCUUUGACGUGGCUUGCCGCCCCGCGCUGCGGGGGAAGGCCCGGUUUGGAUUCCUUCAUAGGCUUGACACAACUUCCUCCCCUCCCCCAGGCCUCAGUGUCGCCGUGAACGGACCUCCGUUCCUGACCCCCGUGGGCGCUGUUCCUCCAGUGGAGGGCGCGCCCAGGACCUGUGCGUCCCCUCCCACCGCCCUCUCAGCCCCCAGUCUGCUCCGCAGGAGGGACGCUGUGCGCGAUGGAGAACUGGGCCAUUGUUAGAUCCCUCGAAAGCCAAAAGACUCCUUCCCUGGGCCAUGGCGGGCCCAGCAAGGAAGCCCAUACUAAGUUCUUACUCUUCACCCCAGUUCUCGCUUGAAUAGUAAAUCCAGAAGGCUGAAAAGACCAUUCCUCCUCAGCUGCCUCACUUCUCCCCACUUGCUUUUCCCUGAGGUCAGAAAAGCACUUGACAUUGAGGCUGACUGGCUGCACGUGGCCUCUUGGCUCAGCCACCCUUGAGCUUUUGUCCCACGCAGAUCCUCACACUUUCUGUGUAAGAAGUGCCUUACCUGUCGUGUGGUCUCCUGGCCUUGACUUGGACUGUACGGCCAGCCCACCCGCUGGGGCUCUAGAACCAUUUGUCAUGUGCAGCCAAGGACCCCGGACCCCAAUACAACACAUGGAAAGGGAGAUAGUGACAGUUGCACCUCACUUGACUUGCUCCCCACCCCCAUCGUGCUAGGGGCUGUGGUGCAUUCUCUGCUUUGUUUCUGCUCUCUCCCUUGCUUCUCUCCCUUUCUGGCCCUCCUGGGUGGCUGCGGAAGCCUGUGGGGGCCUCAGCGCAGGCUCCUGGUCUCCUGCUCACUACGGGAGGUGCAAGGCCUGUAGGCACCCAGCCCCCGCGCCUCUGCCAGUCCCUGCCCACCCCCCAUGCUAAAAAGAAAGAUACCCUUGCUAUAACCUCUUCCGAUUUCAUUUUGCUUCUCAUUCAAUCCAAAGUUUAUGUGAUAAAGGUGUUUACUUUUACGUCCCAGUCUCAAGUGUUCAAACUCAUGGUUACCUGUUUGACAGUGGGUCGGUUCGGCUGUUGCAGAACCGCGAGCUCCUACUUCAGUGUUACCUUGUGCUAGCAGCAGGCCCCCCAGCCCCCCACGCCUUGCCUGCCUGCCCUUUCCUUGCUCUUCCGGGUUGUGCAAUAACCCUCCCAGCCGUGGUCUUUUCCACGGGCCUCACGGUCCCUUACAGCACCCUGCAGCCAAAGGGAAGGGGCCCCCGGGGAGGGGUAGUUGUGGUCGCCUACAGAAGAAGCGCUCACCACUUUCCCUUUGUUGCUGUCGUUCUCAUGAUCCUGGCUGGGGUUCUGUGGCCCUCGAGUAGAACAUUGUAGCAUCAUUUUAUAAGCCCAUAUAAUUUUUUAAAAUCUGUUGAAAGGAGAAAACCAUCCUCAUGAUGGGGCAUUAAUACAAGUCAGUGUGAGAAUUAAGACCCAUUGUGAUACCUGCACCCUCUGCCUAAAAGCAUUCUAGGGGUUUUUGUUCACGUGGACAGGAAGAUUUUUCUGAGAAUCACCAUGCGUGGACAGCGCUGUUCACCUGAUAGGAUCUAAGUACCCCUGUUUCCUUGGGUGCAGAGUGUUUAUGUGAUGAGACUGUAAACCUCAUUUUCAGUUCCUCUUGUUUAAUAAAAAUCUGAAGGAUGAGCUGAGGCUGCUGGUGCCCUGAGCAACUCAUAAUGCAAAUGUGGACAAAUUGUCUUUUUGUUUUUCUACUUUAGUUCAUGUUAUGGACCAAAUUUCAAUGAAGAACUCAAGGAAAAUUUGUACCUGCCGUAUUUAUGCUUUCCUGUUAAAGAAAGGGUUAUUUUUUUUGGGGGGGGAGCUUUUUAUUUUCAGUGAACAUUUUUCAAAAUCCCUUUUCCACUGUUUCUGUCUGGUUUUAAAGCAAAUUACAGUUUUGUAUGGAUUUUUUAAAUGUACAUUUUGAAACAAAUGGUCAACAAAUAUUUUUGAAAUAACUGAAUAAAAGUCAUAGAAUUAUCAGUCUAA